AUGCAAGAAAGUAAUUUUAAUAAUUACAGAGAGUAGAGAAAUUAGCAUUAUUAAUACUAAUUAAGAUUGAUUGCUAAUUUAUAGGGUAUCAGAAAAUUUACAGUUUACAAAAAAACACUUAAUGGAAAUCAAGAAAAGCAAAUGUGUGAUUUUUUAAAAAAAUCUAUUCAAAAUUGA
Messenger RNA from Tetrahymena thermophila SB210, 177 nucleotides. RefSeq lists its product as hypothetical. The transcript has a single exon. The record is from RefSeq and is a predicted model, not a curated record. NCBI's taxonomy places the organism in Eukaryota, Ciliophora, Oligohymenophorea, Hymenostomatida, Tetrahymenidae.